AUGGAAAGUGUCUCCACAGGAAACCAAACUAUUACUGAGUUUAUCCUCCUUGGCUUCAGUGACAUUACCAGGCUGCAUCUCCUUUUCUUUAUUGUGUUCACUGUUGUCUACACCUCCAUCAUCAUAGGGAAUAUGCUGAUCAUUGUGGUAGUGGUUAGCUCGCAGAGGCUCCACACACCCAUGUAUUUCUUUCUGGCUAAUCUGUCCUUCUUGGAGAUCCUUUACACCUCCACAGUGUUGCCAAAAAUGCUGGAGGGCUUCCUUCAGGAGGUCAUCAUCUCUUUGUCUAGUUGUUUACUCCAGUUCUUUAUUUUUGGUUCUCUAGCCACUGCUGAAUGCUUCCUGUUGGCUAUUAUGGCAUAUGAUCGCUACCUGGCAAUCUGCUACCCACUCCAAUACCCAUUCCUGAUGGGACCUAGAUGGUGCUUGGGGCUGGUGGUCACAGCCUGGCUGUCUGGAUUCUUGGUAGAUGGACUGGUUGUGGUCCUGAUGACUCAGCUGAGGUUCUGUGGCCCCAACCGCAUUGACCACUUUUACUGUGACUUCAUGCCUUUGGUGGACCUGGCUUGCUCAGAUCCUAUAGUGGCCCAGGUGACAACAUUUGUUCUUUCUGUAGUCUUCCUCACAGCUCCCUUUGGACUAAUUCUGGCAUCUUAUGCUCGGAUUACAUUGACUGUGCUAAGACUUCCUUCUGGAGCCAACAGGAGAAAAGCUUUCUCCACAUGCUCCUCCCACGUAGCUGUUGUGUCCACAUUCUAUGGAACUCUCAUGGCCCUGUAUGUUGCACCUUCUGCUGUCCACUCCCAGCUUCUCUCCAAGGUCUUUGCCCUGCUCUACACUGUGGUCACUCCUAGCUUUAAUCCUGUGAUCUAUACACUGAGAAACAAGGAGGUUCAUCAGGCUCUACAGAAGCUUCUCUACAUUAAACAAACUGAAAUGUGA
Messenger RNA from Castor canadensis (American beaver), 942 nucleotides. RefSeq names its product olfactory receptor family 11 subfamily A member 1 (gene Or11a1). Lineage: Eukaryota; Metazoa; Chordata; Mammalia; Rodentia; Castoridae. The record is from RefSeq and is a predicted model, not a curated record. Gene Ontology annotation, biological process: G protein-coupled receptor signaling pathway. Gene Ontology annotation, cellular component: membrane. Gene Ontology annotation, molecular function: olfactory receptor activity; G protein-coupled receptor activity.